Sphaeroforma arctica JP610 is the source of this 786-nucleotide messenger RNA. RefSeq lists its product as hypothetical. Gene Ontology annotation, molecular function: 5'-flap endonuclease activity. Bases 1 to 786 code for a protein of 261 amino acids. The record is from RefSeq and is a predicted model, not a curated record. The transcript has a single exon. NCBI's taxonomy places the organism in Eukaryota, Ichthyosporea, Ichthyophonida.
AUGGGCGUCAACGGCCUCUCGCGCUUCAUCACCACCCACGGGCUCAAGACCCCCCACCCCCUGGAGGCCUUUGCCGGCACCGCCGUGGCCAUUGACACCAACCACCUGUGCAUGCGCUACAAGCGCGCCUCCGGUCGGUACUGGAAGUGGAACGUUAAACGCAUCGACCGGCUCUUCCAGGAAAACGACAUCAAGGCCAUCUACGUGAUCGACUCGCGACACAACCCGGACAAGGGCGCCCACCGAGCCGCCGCCGCCGCCGCCAGCGAGUCCGGCGAGUCCGGCAAGGGCAAGGGCAAGGGCAAGGCCAAGGGCAAGCCCAAGAAGGCCCGCAAGCCCAAGGCGAGGCCCGCGUACACGUUCGUCCGGACCCUCGUCGGCCGCACCCGCUUCGUGGUGGCGCCGGCCGAGGCCGAGGCCCACUGCGCCACCCUGCAGCGGGCCGGCAUAGUGGACCACGUCAUGAGCGGCGACAGCGACAUCUACGCGCUCGGCUGCGGCUCCGUGCUCAACGACAUUUCCUGCAAGGGCGACUCCGCCACCGUCAGCCAGGUCCUGCUCCCCUCCUUACUCGCCGCCGCCGGCGGUCUCACCGCGGACCAGUUCCGCGACGCGUGCGUGCUCUCGGGCACCGACUUUGACGCCGGCCUGCCCCGCACCGCCAUGGUCAGGGCCAUCAAGCUUGUCCAGACCCACUCCGACAUAAACGCGGUGCUCGAGCAGUACUCGGACACCAACAUGGUGAAGCGCAUCCUCAAUGCCAGGAAACACUUUGACCUCGCCUAA